AUGGCGAUGAACAGGGCUGAUUUUGAGAUAGACGAAGAGGGUGACUUCUCAGACAGUCAAGAACCAGAACCAUACCUAUUUGAACCAGAGUUUACAGAAGACGAGCUGCGUGCUUUGGAAAUAGAACGACAGGAGGAGGAGGUUGCGAUCGCUCAACAGCCUGAGGACGUGAGGAUGAGAGCCAACAUGAACUGGUGGUGUGAAUGUGGGGGAAUAUGCCAAUCUAUGCCGAUGGAAAUAGAGUGUCUGUGCUGUAGAGAGUGGGACAUGUUUUUGCCAUUGAUGACCAGGCUCAACACGUCAGAUCAAGAUGAGCGUGCCCGAAGUUGUGUCACAUCUACAGAGGAUUUCACGGCGCUGAUCCAUUCUGCAGUACUCGAUUUUUUUUUCCGCUGUGACAAAGUGAACUGGAAAAAACGCCCCACGCCGAAUGGACCAAAUGGACAGCUGUCCACAGAGCAAUAUAGGUUGGUGGCUUAUCGUGUUGUGCUGGAGUGGGCCUUGAAGGGAGAGACAUUGGGCAGAGGAAAUCGAACACCAUUGCCAUCAUGUGUGGUCGUUGCUAUUCGUAAAAAAUAUCCAUCAGAGUCUGGUAUAUAUAUUGGCUUUCAAGAGGCACAGGAGGCAAUAAAUAUGCUGUAACUGAUUUCAUGAAUGAAGUCUUUGCAA
This is a messenger RNA of Cyprinus carpio (common carp), 669 nucleotides long. RefSeq lists its product as uncharacterized. The record is from RefSeq and is a predicted model, not a curated record. Lineage: Eukaryota; Metazoa; Chordata; Actinopteri; Cypriniformes; Cyprinidae. The coding region runs from base 1 to 642 and encodes 213 amino acids. The transcript has 2 exons.